Molecule: messenger RNA, 915 nt
Organism: Echinops telfairi (small Madagascar hedgehog)
Lineage: Eukaryota; Metazoa; Chordata; Mammalia; Afrosoricida; Tenrecidae
Gene: TAS2R60
Product: taste 2 receptor member 60
Exons: 1
Coding region: 1-915 (304 amino acids)
Biological process (GO): G protein-coupled receptor signaling pathway; sensory perception of taste; detection of chemical stimulus involved in sensory perception of bitter taste
Cellular component (GO): membrane
Molecular function (GO): bitter taste receptor activity; G protein-coupled receptor activity
Source: RefSeq, a predicted model, not a curated record
AUGGCCUCCGCGCUGGCCGGCGUCCUGCUGCUCUUGUGCCUGGGGUCCGUGGUCGGCAACGGCUUCAUCAUCGUCUCUCUGGCCACUGAGUGGCUGCUGCGGAGGAAGCUGUCCCCCUGUGACACGUUGCUGGCCAGCCUUGGGGCAUCACGCUUCUGCCUGCAGUGGGUGGUCAUCGGGAAGUGCGUUUAUCUCUUCCUCUGCCCCCAGGCUUUCCCCUACAACCCUGCAAUGCAGGUAUUCUCCUUCCUGUGGGACUUCCUGAACUCCGUCACCCUGUGGCUCUCCACCUGGCUCAGCAUCUUCUACUGCGUGAAAAUCACCACCUUUGCACACCCAGCCUUCCUGUGGCUCAAGGGGAAAGUGUCCAGGUGCGUGCCGUGGAUGCUGCUCAGCUCCCUGGGCCUCUCCUGUUUCAGCAGCAUCCUCUUCUUCAUCGGCAACCGGCGACUGUAUCAGAACUACCUACAGAGGGACCGGCCCCGGUGGAAUGAUACCUACAGUGAGCUGAGGAGGUUCUACGAGAACUUCUACUUCUUCCCGCUGAAGCUGGCUAUUUGGACCGUGCCCACGGCCACGUUCCUCCUGGGCAUGGCUCUGCUCAUCACGUCUCUCGGCAGACAUGCUCGGCAGGUCCUCCUGAUCAUCUCGGGGAGCCAGGACACCCGUGUCCAGGCUCACUUCAGGGCUCUGCUGACCCUCAUCUCUUUCACCAUCCUCUUUACCACCCACUUCCUGUCGCUGGUGCUGAGCUCCGCAGUUGUCUUCUCCUUUCAGGACCUGCGGUACGGGGUGUGGCAGGUGGUGCUCUACGUGUGCACCGUCCUGUACCCCGUCAUUCUGCUCUGGAGUAACCCCAGGCUCCGAGCCGGGCUGCCAGGCAGGUGCUGCCUACCAGGGGUGGCGGCAUCAUGA